Hydra vulgaris (swiftwater hydra) is the source of this 4032-nucleotide messenger RNA. Its product is annotated as GATA zinc finger domain-containing protein 14. Gene Ontology annotation, cellular component: nucleus. Lineage: Eukaryota; Metazoa; Cnidaria; Hydrozoa; Anthoathecata; Hydridae. Gene Ontology annotation, molecular function: mRNA binding. The record is from RefSeq and is a predicted model, not a curated record.
UAGUUUUUAUUAAAAUAUAAAAUAAAACAUGCAAGAACGACAAAUUAUUAGUGAGCAGCCAAAGAUAAGUGAAGAUGAAAAGAAAAAGCUAUUAGCUGAAUCAGAAACUUCUUUUUAUUACCGAAGGCGUAUCCAAAUUAAAGGUCUUCCUACUAAUGUAUCAGAAGAGCAAGUUGCAAAGAUUCUUCUGACUUCUUUUAACUACAACAAUAUAUACAAAGAUGCAAAUAAUACAGUUCACAUUUUGUUUUCGGUUCCUGAGCAAGCGCAAAAAGCUAUAAGUCAAUUUAAUGGCAAGUUAUUCAAUAACCAGGCAAUGGCUGCAUCUUACUCCCAAUCUACUUUUAUGCUAUAUGUCGGAAACUUGGCUUAUGAUUGCAGUCUUGAAAAAUUCCGUGAAUUGGCAUCACAGUGUGGUGCAAUUGAAAGAAUAUUUUUAGUUUAUGAUAAGAAGUCAGGUCUCAGUAAAGGCUAUGGAUUUGUUGAAUAUGUUAAUCAAGCAGAUGCUGAGACUGCACGUACAAAACUUGUUCAAGAGUCAAAGGAGAAAAAAUUAAAAAUUGACUAUGCUCCUUCUGGUCUAGACAGUUAUGAUAAAGUACAUAGUACAUCAUUAUGUGUUGAAAACUUUCCGCCCAAUACAUCAGUUGAUGAAAUAAAAGAAUUGUUAUCUUCUGAAGCUAAAAUAGUUUUUUGCCAGAUUGUUGGAGAUAGUGCACUAGUUGAUGUUGAAACUGUUGAUGAAGCAGACAAAGUUUGGUCAGAGUUAGAUGGUUCUGUACUAGGAGGUUCUUUAAUAAGUAUUUCUUUUUUGGCACCUUUGCGAACAGCAAAAUCAAUAUUGUUGAAAGACGAGGUUGAAAUUCCCUCAGCUGAUUCAAACGAUGAAAAUAAGGCUACUAAAGAUACAGCCAAUAGCGAAACAGUUAAUCCACUUUCAAAUAAAUUUCAAAAGCAAGCUACAGAAAAAGUUUUUACUCAAAAACAACCAUUAGAUACUGUUCGAACAAAAUUUGAGCCUAGAGGACCUACUGGAACACCUAAUAGAAAUUUAGGUUUUCAAUCUGGUAAUGAAAAUCAAAACCAGCAUGUUCGAAUGGGUAAUCAAAAUCAGCAAAUGCGUCCAGGUAAUUUUAAUCAGCAAGGGCGUCCUGGAAAUCCAAAUCAAUUUCCGAGAGCUGGUAAUCAACAACCAAGAUCAGGUAAUCCUAAUUUUCGACCUGGAAAUCCUAAUCAGCAAAAUCGACCUGGAAAUCCUAAUCAGCAAAAUCGACCUGAAAAUCCUGGUCACCAAACUAGACCUGGAAAUCCUAAUCAACAGAUUCGACCUGGAAAUCCUAACCAACAAACUCGGCCAGGAAAUCCUAACCAACAAAAUCGACCUGAAAAUCCUGGUCACCAAACUAGACCUGGAAAUCCUAAUCAACAGAUUCGACCUGGAAAUCCUAACCAGCAAAAUCGACCUGGAAAUCCUAACCAACAAAUUCGACCUGACAAUUCUAAUCAGCAAAUAAGACCAGGAAAUCCUAACCAGCAAUAUCGACAUGGAAAUCCUAACUUGCAAAAUAGACCCGACAAUCUUAAUCCGCAAAAUCGACAUGAAAAUCCUAACCAGCAAAAUCGAUUUGGAAAUCCUAACCAGCAAAAUCGAUUUGGUAACCCCAACCAACAAAAUCGACCAGGAAACCCUAACCAAUCUAUGUGGUCAGAUAAUCAAGGACACAGAAACCAGAAUUUUAGAAAUCCUAAUUCACCAUUAAUGGGAAAUCAAAAACAGCGUCAAAAUUUUGGUCCAGGUUUUCAACCAAAUGAUCAAAGAUUUUCUAACCCAAGGUUCCCAGGAUCGCCUAAUGAUCAACAAGGGCAUUACCAAAAUGAAAAAUUUUUUCCCCCUCAAACUCAUCAUGGUGGUUUUCAUCAAAAUGAUUCUCCUAACAAUUUUGCACAGCAGUCAAGCCAUUCAAAUUUUGGUCAAGAUACUCCAUUCCCUUCUAACAAAGAGCCUUUAGGAUCAAGGCAACAAAACUCUAAAAUGAUGCAAAAUCCGGAACAUAGGCAAAUGCUACCUCAGAAGCAAGAUUUUCAGCAGCCUAAACAGCAGUUUAAUCAAUCUAAAAAUUUAUCAAAUCAACCAUCCAACUCACUGAAUCCUCCCAACUCAUGGAACAAUGCAAAUAUUCCAAAUGAGAGUCAAAAUUAUUCUGAUCAAUUCAGUAAUAGUUAUUCAAAUCAACCUUCAAGUAAUUACGGUUCCUCAAAUAAUAAAGCUAAUCAGUACAGUAAUCCUUAUCAAGCUCCUAACUCUAAUAUGUCACAGACUGGCUAUGGUUAUAACAUGGCAGACCAAAACCAACAAGGACAAACAGGUUCACAAAUGUGGGGCAACCAAAACUAUUCACAAAAUAGUCAAUCAGCAAACAGCUCAUAUGAUUCCAGUCAAUGGAACUCUCAAGCUCAACCAAAUUUCCAAAAUUCAUUUCAACCGGACUCUAUGGGGCAACAGCAAAAAGAACCUCCAUGGUUGUCUAACAAUCAACAGCAAGACACAUCUGCAUCAUCAAAGCUAUCUCGUAAAUCAAGAUGGGGGCCUGAGCAAAACGGUCUUAACCCUGCACCAUCCUCCAAGCCUGAAAUAAUGGAAAACAAACUAAACUAUGAUCCAAGUCAUUCUAGCCAGGGUUAUCAAGCGCCUGCUGCUCAGACAAAUAAUCAACCAACAAACUGGAAUCAGAUGCAGGGUUAUCCAAUGCAAAAUACUUGGACAAACCCAGGAAAUGAUUGGAAUCAAUCACAUUCACAAUCUCAAAAGCCAGAUAAUAGCCAAGUGCCAACAUACAAUGUGAAACAGCAAAUUGCCAGCAGUCAAUACCCACAAACAAAUCCAUACAAUCCUUAUUCAAUGGGAGCUGUCCCAUCCAUGCCAAGUCAGUCUUCAAUUCCACCAGCUGCAGCUUCACAGCAACCACCAUCUCAACCAAAUGCAAGCUUUAAUCAACAAGGUUAUCCACAAGCACAGAUGACUAAUAAAACGAAUACUGCACCAAAUAUGGCUGCAGCUAAGUAUCCUGCUCAAGCUCCAGGAAGCAUGUCAAUGAAUGCAUACAGCAGUCCGUCAGUAGUCCAAACUGGAUAUAAUCAAACAGGAAGUGCUUCAACACUUGCGAGUGGCUAUGCCCCCACAGCUUCAGGGGCACUUAGUGGUGUACCUACUGCUUCAACAUUUCCAGGUGGUGUGCAGAGUUCUGUUGUUCCCUGUGCUGUACCUGUAGUUUCUACUCCUGUACCAAAUCCUGCUGCUCAACAAUAUAUUCAGUAUUAUCAGCAAUGGUAUGCAUCACAAAUGGCAACAAACACACCUGAGUAUGCAUCCUUAAUGGGUCAGGUAUCAUCUUUUGCUAACCAAUAUUUUAGUCAAGGUUAUGGUCAAGCAGCAGCUUUAACACAAGGUUAUGGUCAAUCUGCAACUCCAACACAAGGUUAUGGUCAACCUGCAACUGUAGCUCAAAGCUAUAGUCAAUCAACAACUUUAACACAGAGUCAAACUGUUGUAACCCAGGCAGUGAAUCCAACUCUUGGAUCAACUGUACAAACUUCUACUUUAAAUAGUGUUUAUGGGUCAGUCCAAUCAACACAACCUUCUACAAAUGCUGUUAAUACAACAUCAGCUGUUCAGGCUCAAUCUUCUGUACAACAGCAACUUCCUGCUCAAGGAUAUGGCAUGCAAUGGCAACAACAAAUGCAAUCAUAUCAGACUAAUCAAUUACCAGCUGCACCUGCUGCUAAAUCUGUAUAUACUCCAGCAGUUCCACAAUCAUCACAAGCAGUUCCACCACCACAGCAAGCUGCUCAAAAUUCAGCCGCAGCGGUCUAUUAUCAAGAGAGUCAAGGUUAUUCCCAACAGAACAAAAGACCUCGUUAUUAAAAACUGGUUUGCUUAAAAAGAAAAAGCAUUUUAAGCUUGAGUAUUGAUUUAAACUAAUGAUGUUGUAUACAUAUUUGUUUUAAGCACGGAAAUAUUUUAUAUUGUGUUUA